UUUCUACGAGUUUUAUAUAUUCACUUGUAGUAAAACCAACCCCUUCGGUCGGCAUAAAUGGUACUUUCCAGGAAGUACCGUGCAAUGUUUGAUCUUUGGUGCUUUGUCGUUUAGGGCAACAAAUCCCAAUUCCGUUAAGGACAAGUACCCGCUGAAAACGACAAAACAUUUUCUCAAAAAUGUUACAUGGCGUUGAGUGUUGGGAAGCGGCUGAAUAACGGUGCCUGCUCCGCCUGUUAGUAAGCUAUCAUGUCAGACUGGGUCAGCAUGUGUGUGGUUAUCAGCCUGGUGUUGAGUAUUUUCACAGCGGCGGGUUAUAUUCUGUACUCGGGACUCCUCUGGGACGUUACCGUGCUAACCGGCUCUCCUCCCAUGAAGAAGGUUAAAUUCGCCUACAAAUUCAAAGAGGGACCGUACAAAAACUGCGGACAACUUUUUAAGGAGUCUCAUAGUAUUGGACCAGGGCUUUCGUGCAUCGGAGUGUUUUACGAUGACCCUAAAAAGGUGCCUGGACCACAGUGCCGCUGUGCUGUUGGCAGUAUUCUGAGCGAAGGAGAAAAUGAGGCCGACGAGGAGCUUCUAAAGCGUUAUGAGACAUCUGGCUUUAAUGUCUUUUCCUUUCCCGAAGUCACACACGUGGUCACUACUUCGUUCCCCCACAGGACGUUUUUCUCUAUCCUCCUGAGCAUGAGGAGAGUCUACCCACAGCUAGAGCUCUACAUCAAGGAAAGGAGGCUGUGUGCACACCCGUUCCUUGAGAUCUACAGGGAGGGUGAGAUCCAGUUCAUGGUCCCCUUGGCUCGACAGGGAGAUUUCUAUGUGCCUGAAGUCCGGCAGGUAGAAAGGAGGCUCUCAGAACAAGAGGAGUCGCACAGUGAUACAGAAGUCUCAGGUGCAGACUCGAACAGUGAAUACAGCUCAGGGAGUGGGGUUCUCCUGUCAGACAGCAGAGAGACGUCCCUAGCAGCCUCCUCGGUCCACUCUGUGGAUCAAGGGGAUAGAGACUACAGAGGGAGAAGAUCUGGGGGAACCUCGUUUACAGAGCUGGUCUGGGAGCAGGCUGGUGGACAGCAGGAAGAGAGAGAAGAACGGCUUCAUGUAGACUCUGGCCAGAAAAGCCCGGAGGUUCCCACUCAAGCAUGGUGGGGCGUCGUUGGAGGGGAGGAGUGAGAAGUUAAGUUAGACAUAUUAGAAGGAUGAGAGAAUAAAGGGAUUGGUCUUGAUUUCUCGUGUUGUCUGCAAAUACCAUGAAAAGACCAAAACAAAAACAAUGUCUUAGUCAGUUUCUCAGUAUUUUGUGCAUUCCCUACCCAGCCCAUUCUUUCCUACAGAAUAUGUUCAUCUUUGAAAACAGGUCAAGAAUAUAGAAUUCUGUUUUAAAACAAGUUAAAUGUAUUUUCUGAAAAAAAAAAAAAACAUUUGCUAAAACUGUGCUUUUUAGCACAGCUUCUAUAGAGCAUUUGUUGAGGACUAUUUUUAUUUGUGGAUUAAUCCACAUUUUCUGUGUUAUUGUGUAGUUACAGCAGCAGGACGGUGUAUGUGGGAUCAAUCAAAAAAUAAACGACAGUGUCUGCAUUCAUUGUGAUGAAGAAACAUGUCUGCCAGUGCAACGGCAUAUCUCAUGGAUGUGGGGGGUUUUUUGUAGUCUUUGGACAACAAUGGAGGUCUGUGACCGAGGAAUAAGCAAUAUUGGGCUUUGGCUACACAAACAACUCUAUCAAUUAAUUGUUAAUUUUGGUCUUUUCAUGGGGUUUGUUGACAAUACAAAAAUAUGGAAUAUCACCAGACUUAUACUUGAAUCUUUUAAAUGCACAGUUUCAAGGUGAAAGUGUUGACAGAAAACAGAACAUAUCCAGGUAGCCUGAGUUUCUUGAAACUUUUUUACAGAAGUGAGGCUGUUUGUCAAAAUGAUAAGGGGUGACUGAACUGAGUAUUUGUUAGCCAAAGCAUUUUACUUGAAUAUGUUCCACUAUUAUUAUUUUAUCUCUACAUCUGAAAUGAUCAUAGCUGUUGUGAAAAUGAUCAAAUUCUUUGACAGAUGUCUUAAUUUUGCUGGACUGAAGCUAACAUUAGCUAACAAGAUGUUUGUUUGUUAAAUGAGUGUAACAAUAUAAAUAUAGGGAAUUCUGUUCAUUUCAAGUAUAUUUGGUGAGUUGUUUACAAAGGAACUUGAUUAUUAAUCAUUAAUAACUGACAAAGCAUUGGAAUUAGUAUGAACACAUAGAACUCACAAAAUGGUCUGUACUGUUUUUUUGUUUUUUUUGUUUUGUUUUUUUUAAUUUCCUGUGUUUUGAAUAUUUGUGCACCUUUUUAUGAAUGUUACAGUGUGUAUUUUUAAAAGGCUGUGUGUUGGCAUAGCUCUGCUGGUGAUUUCUAAAGAUAAAGGUGUGAAUGAA
Xiphias gladius (swordfish) is the source of this 2396-nucleotide messenger RNA. RefSeq names its product testis-expressed protein 264 homolog. The transcript is spliced from 4 exons. Gene Ontology annotation, biological process: reticulophagy; protein-DNA covalent cross-linking repair. Bases 250 to 1170 code for a protein of 306 amino acids. Lineage: Eukaryota; Metazoa; Chordata; Actinopteri; Istiophoriformes; Xiphiidae. The record is from RefSeq and is a predicted model, not a curated record. Gene Ontology annotation, cellular component: replication fork; nucleus; autophagosome membrane.